Arachis stenosperma is the source of this 2557-nucleotide messenger RNA. RefSeq lists its product as uncharacterized. The record is from RefSeq and is a predicted model, not a curated record. Bases 358 to 2256 code for a protein of 632 amino acids. NCBI's taxonomy places the organism in Eukaryota, Viridiplantae, Streptophyta, Magnoliopsida, Fabales, Fabaceae. The transcript has 2 exons. Gene Ontology annotation, molecular function: hydrolase activity, acting on ester bonds.
AUAAGGGGAUUCGAGAGGACAGUUAAGGAGAUUCUGCCAAAGGGGUUAGGUGAAGAAGCAGUGGAGAAGCAUGUAUCUGAAUCCUUGUUUUUCUUAUCUUCGGGUGUGAAUGAUCACUUCAAAAACAAUACAUUUCGUGGUAGUAGGAAAUUUGCUUCCUACCUCAUAAAUGAAUUCAAAAUACGCUUGCAGGCUUGCCUCAGUCUUGAGGACCCUGCCUAUCAGAAAUGAAACUGAUCCGAUCCAUGAGAAGUUCCAGUAUUGGAAAGAAAGAACAUAUCGGCAUCCAUGACGAUCUUGUCAUAAGGUCCCUUGAAUCCCCAAUUGAGAUGAGUUUAGUGGGAAAUCGGGAUAGAGAUGACAAGAUGUAUUGGUCCCUUGGUAUGUUCUUUCAGAAGUACGUCUGGAUGCACCCUAUUGUUCUCAAAGGACGGCCCAACUCAUCAGGCCCUUCUGAUCCAGUUUACUGAAAUUGUGGAAAAAUAUGGAAUAAUGCUAUCUGAAAAAAAGAGCCUUAUUGGUCAGGCCCAAAUUGAUUUUUUGGGAAUGACUUUCAAUAAUGGUUUCUUCCAGCCUGGAGAGCACAUCUCAAAGGAACUGUUAAACUUUCCUGAUAAUCACCUGACAACAAAGCAGGUCCAACAGUUCUUAGGCAUCAUCAAUUACAUCCGUGACUUUCUUCCGGAUGUGACGAGACACACAAGUCAGUUGUCAAAGUUACUAAAAAAGCAACCCCCACCUUGGGGCCCUGAACAGACGACAGCUGUUAAGCACCUGAAAGAAGUAGCACAGAAACUCCCACCAUUGAAGAUUCCUAGCAAUGGACAACGCAUCCUGCAAACUGAUGCUAGUGAUAAAUACUGGGGAGCUGUUCUCCUUGAAGAGAUUGAUGGAACAAGACACUACUGUGCGCAUGCUAGCGGACAGUUCAAGGAGUCAGAAAAACACUACCAUGCUACAUACAAGGAGAUUCUCGCAGUCAAAAGAGGAAUCGAGAAGUUCAGCUUUCACUUGAGUGCAUAUCAUUUCAUUGUGGAAAUGGAUAAUACGUCCUUUCCAUCCAUGCUAGACACCAAAGGGAAGAUACUACCAAACUCACAACUUUUAAGAUGGAAAGAUUGGUUUUCACGCUAUAAAUUCACAGUAAGACACAUCAAAGGAAACCACAACACCAUAGCUGACUACCUUUCCAGACCAACCAAAGAACUUCCACCCAAAGUUCUUCACAUCCUAGCCAUGAAUAAAGCUUCACCACCAACCUUCCCUCUUCCAGACUGCCCUCAAGACCACAAGUUCUAUAGAAGAGAACCUGGACCGUUUCCUUUUUCCCUUCGACCUAGGACUGCUGCUGAGGUCAAGACCCUAGCUGAAGAAUGCCUGUUUUACUGGUUACACAGGCUCCUCCUUGUUACCCAAAUCACAGCAAAACCUCAACACUUUCACCCGAAAACACCUUAUCACAUCAUACCCACCAUCAAAGGUGAAAUUCCUGAAGAAAUGCUGUGGUUCAUGUGGGCGCUCUCUGUUCAGUACGAUUGCGCCAUCAUAGUUCCUGGAAUUGCUAUGUACAGAUUUCUCUGUGACAAAAGCUUCUCAGGAACAAAUCUUGAGAAACUUCUCAAGAUGUUUGCACCUAUUCCAUUUUGGAGAGGAAAACUCUUCAGUGCACUAACAGACCAUGACGUUUGGAACAUUUCUGAUAAGCUGAGACACAAGUUUUACUGUGCCUUUGUCUUAAGAAGGCUAUUUGCUUCCCGUCAAGGGAUCCUUUACACCAGAAACAACAUCAACAUUGUUGGUUAUUCAAAGAUAUGGCCAACAGAUGAGAAACACUGUCUCAACAAUCUGGCCAAACAUCUCACCUUCCACAACAAUCCUAACGUUGAUGUACUCAAAGAAGCCAUUGAAGGACUCUCACUUUCAUCAGAAGAGGAAGCUUCCUCCUUCAGGACUGUACAGGAAGAAUUAAGAGAAUUCCAAGCCAACUUUCUUGCUUCAUCUGUAACUUAUCCUACACCACCACUCUACCAGGAUGAACACCCAUGGAAUUCUCCUCUUGAAAAUCAAGCCACCUAUGGUUACGGAAAUAUUGAAGAUGAGGAACCAGGAUCAAGGGUCUAUCCAAUACCGCCAAGCCCAACAUAUGUAGAUGCUGGAAUUGAAGAUGAUGAUACUGAGGAUCAAAACACAGAAGGACCACAUGACCUUGUGGAUAACAUUGAUGAACAUGAGCCCAUUACGAAAUACAGUCCGUGAAGAAUGGGACCCAGCAACAAUCAUAAUGUCCAGAAGUAAUUAUGAUAUUUUGUCUUUAUAAUCAUGUAAAAUAUGGUGUGACAUAAAGUAAGUUUGUCCUUUUAUAAUCAUCAAGAGGAGUGAUGUGAGAUAAAGUUGUCAUAAUGUAACCAGAGAUAAGAUUCCUUCUUAUCUCUUAGUAGUGCGGUCCACGUGUCUGUAGCUUGCUUAAAGUUGUUUGUCUUGUUGUAAUGAUGGAUAAGAUUCUUUCUUAUCCUCUACUACCCAAGAGUCUCUAUAUAUAGAGGGGCUCUCCCAUUGU